AUGCCAUUACAUCUCCUCGGCAAGAAAUCAUGGAACGUCUUCAAUCCGGACAACAUCGCGCGUGUCCGCCGCGACGAAGAGCAAGCGAAAGCUCGAGAGGAAGAGGAGGAGAGACGCAUGCAAGAAGUCGAUGCCGAACGUCGGAUACAAAUUCUACGCGGCGACCGUCCUCCUAGUCUGUCACCCCCACGUCUCUCUACACCCGGCGAAGUUCCCAAGUCGGAACAUAGGCGAUCAGAAGCGGAUUAUGGCACACAGAGGCAUAAGAAACGGCGAAGGAUUACAGGAGAAGAUGAUACGGACAGAGAUAUCAGAUUUGCCAAAGAAGAGGCUGCUCAAUAUGGCGCGAAAAGGGAUGAUUUACUCUCGUCUCACCGCGAAUGGAAAGGGCGCGAUGAACAUAUUUCGAUAACAGAUAGUGCUGGCCACAUCAACCUUUUUACUGAGGAUAUGACAAAAAAUCAGCGAGCUGAGAAGAAUGUGGAAGCGGAAGCCGAAAAGCAUAAGAAACAACGCGCCUUUGAAGAUCAGUAUACAAUGCGCCUUUCGAAUGCCGCUGGAUUCAAAGAGUCUGCCGGUAAGACGCCUUGGUACUCCACAGGGCCUACCGAGGAGGUAAAUGCCUCCAAUGCAAUGCGAAAUACUGAUGUUUGGGGGAAUGAGGAUCCUUUGAGGCAAGAGCGGGAAAGGGCCCGUAUCGACGCGAAUGAUCCCCUGGCAGCGAUGAAGGCUGGUGUUCGCGGACUCAAAAACGCCCAAAAAGAGCGGAAAGAGUGGCAAAGACAUAGAUUACAUGAACUUGAAGAUCUGGAAAGAGCCACCAGAUCGGAAUCUAGACAACGAAGACGGCGAAGAUCGCAUUCUCGAGACUCCUUCAAUAGCCUGGAAGGAUUUUCACUUGAUCGCAACAACGCUAGGCACUUAACAGCGGAAUUACCAAAGCUGAUUAACGCGAGUGUGGGCAAUGUUCUUCGUGAGGCCUCGCAACCUUUCAGGCAAAUUGACGCAUGGGUCGGACUAUGUAUUCCCCAGGACUGGUGA
Molecule: messenger RNA, 1041 nt
Organism: Talaromyces amestolkiae
Lineage: Eukaryota; Fungi; Ascomycota; Eurotiomycetes; Eurotiales; Trichocomaceae
Exons: 4
Coding region: 1-1041 (346 amino acids)
Source: RefSeq, a predicted model, not a curated record